Dermacentor silvarum is the source of this 726-nucleotide messenger RNA. RefSeq names its product shematrin-like protein 2. The transcript has a single exon. The record is from RefSeq and is a predicted model, not a curated record. The coding region runs from base 1 to 558 and encodes 185 amino acids. Lineage: Eukaryota; Metazoa; Arthropoda; Arachnida; Ixodida; Ixodidae.
AUGUCCCUGGUCUGCCCAGUGGCUGAAGCUGGGGGACUAGGCUACGGCGGCGCUGGUUACGGAGGCCGAGGAUACGGUGGCCUAGGAUACGGUGGUCUAGGAUACGGCGGUCUAGGAUACGGUGGCCUCGGCUACGGAGGUCUCGGCUACGGAGGUCUCGGCUACGGAGGUCUUGGUUAUGGCGGCCUUGGUGGCGGCCUAGGUGGUGGCUUGGGCGGUGUCGGCGGUGGUGUCGGCGGCGGUGUCGGCGGUGGUGUCGGCGGUGGUGUAAGCGGUGUAGGCGUCGGCAGCAGUGUUGCUCUUCUUAGCGGCGGGCCUGCCUUUGCCAAGGCCGUGGCCGGACCAGCGUUCGUGGUGAGGACGGUUCACCACGUCAACAAAGUCAGUGGUGGAGGAGCUCUUGUUGCCCACUCUGGCCUCGGAAGCGGAUACGGCGGCGGCUACGGAGGCUACGGAGGUGGUUAUGGUGGAUACGGCGGCGGCUAUGGAGGCUACGGAGGUGGUUAUGGUGGAUAUGGCGGCGGAUAUGGUGGCUACAAAAGUGGUUACAAAGGCUAAUUCUUGCGUUCGUUGAUUUAUUGUUGAGAACUUUGCUUACGAAUGCAAGAGAAAUCACCUGCAUAGACGUGUCCCCGCCACAACGACGAUGCACUAACAGUCGUUCAACUUAUUUAACACUGGUGGUUUGAACUCUAAGGUGUGAAAGCCUUGCAGCCUUCACAGCUC